AUGGAUAAGGAGAAGCCACUCUUCAAGGUGCCGUUUGUCGCCGGUAAGGAGAGUAAAAGUACGGUGACUUCCUUUUCGUUUGCUGCGCCGGAGUCCUCCGCGAGUCAGCCGUCGCCGUCCUUUGGAUUUCCCACCUCCACUACGCCGAGUGAAGCGAGCCUAGGCGGCAGCACCACAUGCCCUGAAGUUACGGGAUCAUCAACGAAGCCGGCAAUUCCCUUCUCUUUUGGCGGAUCACAAGCGAACAACAGCAGCGCACCUACAGGAAUGGCUAGCAGUUUCUCUUUUCACACUUCAACUGCUCCUUCAAGUGCCAUGAAGAAGCCAGUGAGUGACUUUAGCGUAGGGUUUCUCCCCGCCAAGUCCUCGACCACCACCACGACAGAGGAGGCCCCAGUGAAGGAGCCAAUGGCGGUGACGGAGACGGCUCAGCCGAAGGCCCCAAUCUUCGGUGCCGGUUCGUUUAACUUUGGCUCCGCGGUGAACAGCUUCGUAGAGGCCCGCAAGAAGAUGCAGGAGGAGAACAAAGACCAAAAUCUAGGGGCUGACGACGACGACGACGCACCCAAGGACGGCGCUGACGGCACCGGCUUUGGGAGCGAAAUCGUGGAGCAGUCGGCGCGCGAAGUUUUGGCCACAGCGCCGUCAAAGCUCUUCUUGUUCGAGAAGGGAAAGGGUGACACGCCGGGCCGCUGGGUGGAGCACGGGAGCGGGGAGGCGAAGCUUGUGGCAGAGGAGAAGACAGAGUCUAGGGUUCAUGUUCACCGACUCCUGGUGCGCGGCGGCUACGCCCUCAACGCGACCGUCGGCAAGAACCUCUUUACGCUCUCCAAGGCAGAGGCAAGGCACCUCAUUGUAGCUGUCGCCACCAGCGAGGGCCCACACACGUACCUGCUCAAGUUCACCGGGCCCAACGCUGAGGCGAACACGACGAAGUUCUCCGAAGCAAUCAAGAAGAUUAUACAGGAGGAGACGGAGGCCGCUUGA
Messenger RNA from Leishmania braziliensis MHOM/BR/75/M2904, 987 nucleotides. RefSeq lists its product as hypothetical. The coding region runs from base 1 to 987 and encodes 328 amino acids. Lineage: Eukaryota; Euglenozoa; Kinetoplastea; Trypanosomatida; Trypanosomatidae. The record is from RefSeq and is a predicted model, not a curated record. The transcript has a single exon.